AUGGCAACUCAGAGCUCUGAACUUCCCAUCCGGAAUGGCCCCGCCAAGACCGAUCCUCCUCUUAAUAGAGCGGAUGAGGUUGAUGAUCUACUUACAUCAGUCAAAAGUCUCAUAAUUCCAUUCAUCAAGGCAGCUGAUGAGGAUGCGUCCAGCAAGGCAUCCGGCCAUGGACUUGCUAUCCCAGGAGCUGGUCCUCGGACUGCGCUAGUGGAACAUCAUCCACCACAGAAACUACGUUCUCUAAUGGACUUCCAAAUUCCAGGAGAUGGCAGAGGAAAAGAAGGAUUGUUGGAAGUUGUGGAGAAAGUGUUGAAGUUUAGUGUGAAUACUUGGGAUCAGGGGUUUUUAGAUAAGUUAUAUGCUAGUACUAAUGCUGUGGGAGUCAUCUCUGAACUCCUUCUCGCGGUUUUGAACACAAAUGUACACGUCUUCCAGGUCUCGCCAGCUUUAUCAGUCAUUGAGAAGACUACAUCACAAGCACUCGCUCAGAAAUUUGGCUUCACGUCACCUCAUGCUGGUGGAGUCUCUACACAGGGCGGUUCAGCCUCUAAUACCACAUCUCUCAUCAUUGCCCGUAACACUUUAUAUCCUGAAACGAAAACAUCUGGGAACGGAAGUCAUCAAUUCGUACUGUUUACUUCAGCGCAUGGACAUUAUUCCUUGGAAAAAGCAGCUCAAAUGUGUGGACUCGGAACGGAGAACGUGAUAUCCGUCCCAGUUGACAAACAAGGUCGCAUGAUCCCCGAGGAAUUCGAGAAGCUAGUCCUCAAAUCAAAAGAUGAAGGAAAGACACCCUUCUACCUGAACGCAACAGCUGGAACCACAGUCCUAGGCUCCUUCGACCCAUUUACCGAACUGUCAGCCAUUUGCAAAAAGCACAACCUCUGGCUCCACAUCGACGGCUCCUGGGGCGGUCCAGUCAUCUUCUCGUCAGCCCAAAAACACAAGUUGAAAGGCGCAGAACUAGCCGAUUCUCUGGCCGUAAAUCCACACAAAAUGCUCGGCACACCCGUAACCUGUUCCUUCCUCCUCGGUCCCGACAUCCGCAUCUUCCACAAAGCAAACACCCUCCCAGCAGGCUACCUCUUCCACAGCAACGACGGCGCCGACUCCGAAGUCUGGGAUCUUGCUGACCUAACCCUUCAAUGCGGACGUCGCGGCGAUUCUCUCAAGCUUGCGUUGAGCUGGAUAUACUACGGUAGUUCCGGCUAUGAAACGCAAAUUGACCAUGCGUUUUCCGUAACCGCUCAUUUCACUUCCCUGCUCAAAAACAGCUCGAAUUUCGAACUUGUUAGUGAGGAUCCACCACCCUGUCUCCAAGUCUGCUUUUAUUAUAAGAAGAACGGGAGUUUGGGAAGUGAUGAGGAAAAUACGAAGACGACAAGUGAGAUUGUGAGGAAACUUAUUCCAAGGGGCUUUAUGGUUGAUUAUGCGCCCGGGGAGAAGGGAAGUAUGUUUAGGGUUGUUGUAAAUGUGCAGACUAGACGGGAGACUAUUGAGGGGCUGGUAAAGGGCAUUGAGGAGGUUGGGGGGGAGUUGUAA
This is a messenger RNA of Glarea lozoyensis ATCC 20868, 1542 nucleotides long. Its product is annotated as PLP-dependent transferase. The coding region runs from base 1 to 1542 and encodes 513 amino acids. Lineage: Eukaryota; Fungi; Ascomycota; Leotiomycetes; Helotiales; Helotiaceae. The transcript has 4 exons. Gene Ontology annotation, molecular function: pyridoxal phosphate binding; carboxy-lyase activity. The record is from RefSeq and is a predicted model, not a curated record. Gene Ontology annotation, cellular component: cytoplasm. Gene Ontology annotation, biological process: carboxylic acid metabolic process.